Messenger RNA from Mesocricetus auratus (golden hamster), 6164 nucleotides. RefSeq names its product Rho GTPase activating protein 20 (gene Arhgap20). Gene Ontology annotation, biological process: signal transduction; regulation of Rho protein signal transduction. NCBI's taxonomy places the organism in Eukaryota, Metazoa, Chordata, Mammalia, Rodentia, Cricetidae. Gene Ontology annotation, molecular function: GTPase activator activity. The record is from RefSeq and is a predicted model, not a curated record.
ACGGGAGGCGCGCCGCCCGCACCCGCACCCCGGCGUCCGGCCUGAGCGGACCGCGCCGCGCAGCCACCCUGUCCUGGGCUUGGGUUUGGCUUGCAGAUCUUCUUAAUGGAAGCGAUGUCUCCACAGCAGGAUGCUCUAGGGGGGCAGCCCGGGCGCUCCUCCUCGCUGACUGGGAUGUCUCGCAUCGCGGGAGGCCCCGGCACCAAGAAGAAAAUGAAAACACUAGCAGAAAGGAGGAGGAGUGCCCCAUCUCUUAUCCUGGACAAAGCCUUACAGAAGCGGCCAAGCACCAGAGACAGUCAUUCUGCUAGCAUUGACACGUGUGCAUUUCUGUCAUCAUUCAUGUGCUCCAGUAGGACUCUGCUGAUUGAUGGUCCAGUGGAACUUAAAAGAGGCCUGCAGAGGCAGGAGCGGCAUCUUUUCCUAUUCAAUGAUCUGUUUGUUGCAGCCAAAAUCAAAUAUAACAACAAUUUUAAGAUAAAAAAUAAAAUAAAGUUGACUGACAUGUGGACAGCAAGCUGUGUGGACGAAGUGGGAGAAGGCAACACGAACGCUCUGAAGUCCUUCGUCCUGGGCUGGCCCACGGUGAACUUUGUGGCCACUUUCAGCUCUCCAGAACAAAAGGACAAAUGGCUCUCUCUCCUUCAGAGAUACAUCACUCUAGAAAAAGAGAAGGACUACCCGAAGAGCAUUCCCCUCAAAAUCUUCGCCAAGGACAUUGGGAAUUGUGCCUAUUUUAAAACCAUAACAGUAAUGAAUUCAGACACAGCAAAUGAAGUUAUCAACAUGUCGCUACAAAUGUUAGGGAUAACUGGCUCUGAGAGAGAUUACCAGCUGUGGGUGAAUUCUGGCAAAGAAGCCGCACCAUACCCACUUAUCGGACACGAGUAUCCUUAUGGAAUUAAAAUGAGCCAUCUCCGAGACACUGCCCUUCUGACACAGGGAUCAAAAGACUCCGCCACCCCGUCCCAGCUCCAAGAGCCUUUCCUCAUGGAACAGCUGCCCCGAGAGAUGCAGUGCCAGUUCAUCUUGAAACCCAGCCGCCUGGCAAUGGCCCAGCAACUGAGCGAUUCUGGCCAGAAGACAUUUAAAAGGAGGCGCUCUAUCAUCAGCUGGGCUUUCUGGCGGGGUUCCAGCACUCACCUGGACAGCCUGCCCAUGUCACCAACAUCCCCUAUGCCAGGACAGCUCUUUGGCGUUUCUUUACCAGAUAUUUGUGAGAAUGACAAUCUGCCAAAACCUAUCUUGGACAUGCUUUCCUUCCUUAAUCAAAAAGGCCCUCUCACAAAAGGCAUCUUCAGGCAGUCAGCCAAUGUGAAGUCCUGCAGAGAGUUAAAAGAGAAACUGAAUUCUGGGAUUGAAGUCCACCUUGACUGUGAAUCUAUCUUUGUGAUCGCAUCUGUGCUAAAGGAUUUUCUAAGAAAUAUACCAGAAAGUAUUUUCUCAUCAGAUCUGUAUGAUCACUGGGUUUGUGUAAUGGAUCAAGGAAAUGAUGAAGAAAAAAUUAAUAUAAUUCAAAGGCUAUUAGAUCAGCUUCCCAGAGCCAAUGUUGUUUUCCUAAGGUAUCUGUUUGGGGUAUUACACAACAUUGAACAACAUUCCUUAUCUAAUCAGAUGACUGCAUUUAACUUAGCAGUGUGUAUCGCUCCAAGCAUUCUUUGGCCUCCUACUUCCUCCAGCCCAGAACUAGAAAAUGAAUUUACAAAAAAGGUUUCCCUUCUUAUACAAUUUCUGAUUGAAAACUGCUGUAGAAUAUUUGGAGAAGAAAUCACUUCUCUCCUGGGGGAGCUUUCUGAGAUCAGCGACAGUAGAGAACACACCUCAGAUAUGUCUUGCUUCCAAAUGAACGACUCUUCCUACGACAGCCUGGAAAAUGAGCUCAAUGAGGAUGCGGAUGCUCCGUGCAGUGACCUAGUGAAAAAACUUGGCCAGGGUAGCAGAAGCAUGGACUCUGUCCUAACCCUCAGUGACUAUGACCUCGAACAGCCUGAGGUGGAAGGUCUUUUAACCCUGAGUGAUUUUGACUUAGAUCGGUCUAAAGAUGAACACAUUCAAACGAAACAACCUCUGGAGUCCAAGCCAGUGAAUGUUUUCGUAGCCUACAGGAAGGUCUCCCUGGGGGAACACACUAGAGCUCCUGUGGGCCCAGCUACCCCCAGCUGCCUGCCUGCAGCUGCACUAGAUGCCCCCAAAGUCCUGCGGCGGCACCGGCGCUGCUCAGAACCCAGCAUCGACUACUUAGACACAAAGCUUUCCUAUCUCCGGGAAUUUUACCAGAAAAAGCUACGCAAGUCCAGCUGCGAUGCUGUGCUUUCUAGAAAGGAUGAGGAUUAUCUAAAGCAGACCCAGUCCCUGAAGAAAGGCGGCAAGACAUGUUUGAAGCAGAGUUCAGUCUCAGGCACUGACAUCAGCAAGAAAAAUGCUACUAAUGAAAACAUUAAGAGGAAAAGCUUGUCUGGUCAUGAAGGAAACCAAGUGACACCUUUCACUAAGUCCAAGCCAGUGGCCAUUUCCGUGGCAUCUUACAGUCACAUGUCCUCCCAGGAUCAUUCCAGGAAACAACCCUUAGAUGCAGAUACCUGCAGACUCUCCCCACCACCCACAGCAGACACCAGGAAGAGCUCACGGGUACAUCGGCGCUGUUCGGAACCCAGCAUAGAUGAUCAAAACUGCAAACUGUCCUAUCUCAGGGGGAUCUAUUCCAAGCAACAACAUAAACCCAGCUGUGAGACAGGCCUCUUGCAUGGAGAAGAGGAUUAUCUCAGAAGGCACAAGUCUUUGCAGAUGGAGGGGCAAAAACUCAUUAACCAGAGCCUGGUCAUGGGGAUUGAGGUGGGGAAGAGCAGUGGCACACACCAAAGCACUGACAAAGCUUUGCCCCCAAGACUAAACCUUUGCCCAAGAGCUAGCUAUUCUAGUUUAUCCUCCCCAGGCACAUCCCCAUCCGGCUCCUCAGUAAGCUCCCAGGACAGCGCUUUCUCUCAGAUCUCUGAGCACUCUGUGUUUACUCCCACCGAAACCUCCUCUCCAAUAGAUUGCACUUUCCAGACUCAGAGAAAACAGGAAGAGCUGUCUUCUGACUUUACCAGUCUUGUACCUGGGAUGCCCAGCCCCUCCACGGGGCAGGCCAGCAGCCACCUGGCUUAUUUAAGAAAGGGCACCAUAGAGCAACCAUCACAAUUGCAUUCUGUAACUCUGCACCCCAGCGCAUGGUUGAGAAGUGGUUUGGUCACUUUGAAAAACUGGUCUCUCAAAAAGAAAACAAAAGCAGCUAGACCAGAAGACAGGAAACUCAGUUUCCUGAAAGAACCUUUGGAGUUACCUCCACAUGCUUCUGGUACUCCAGAGGCUGACUGUCUGCAAGAGAGUCAGGAUGAUAUACACCUAAGGGCGGAUCAAGGACCUGGAGCUAUGCAGUCAACCCAUGGGUGCAGUUCUGAUGCCUGGCCAGACUCAGAGCAACAGUCCUGUUCUCCAUUGCACCUGCUGGAAAGCAGGCUCAAGCUUUGUGUGAAGUUGCAGGAAGGCGAAGAGAGCAGAGGGCAGCACCCUUCUGACAGCCCUUGGGAAGGAGCCUCAGCAAACCUUGGGAAUGUGGAGGAUGCGGCCAGCCCAGACACAGAGCCUACAAUAUUUGCGAUGAUGGGGACAGACACGUAACCAAAGACAGUUACCCACAAUAAGAAUCUGUAUCAAAAUCAACAAUCCAGUGUCUUUAAGAACAGGAACUGGGCUAAUAAAAUCAAGACCCCUUUCAUAGGAUACCUGGGGGUAGGUAGCACAAGGACAAUCAUUGCUAAUAUGACCGUUUCUUUGUUGAGAUUAUGUGGCAAAAUUUGCUUAAAAAGUUUAAUCAUCUGAAGUUCUGAAAGGCUUUUCCUAUUAAAGCAUGGGCUAGUCCUUUUCUGGGACAUUAAGAUACCGACAGAAGGAUAAAAGAAAUGUUCUUCAUUUAAGCGUGCUUGUGUAAGCAGUCUGUGAGUUCGCUGUCCAGAAGGACCAGAGUACCUUGAAUGAUGCAUCAGUGAUACACAGAGGAAUAGUAGAGAGAAGCCAUCUUUAUGCCAUGGAAUAAGCAGACAAGAAAAGGGCCACUGAGUCAUGCAGAAAAGUGUGACCAGUCACUGAGGAAAUCAUCUAAAACCUGUCCCCGAAUCUAAGGCAGUGGUUUGUCCUAGUCAUGUGACUUCAGAGUUAUUUUAGGGACCAACUCAGUGAUAAAGGCAGAACUGUGGGUACCAUGACAGCACAGCUUUGCAAUUGGGUGGUUUGGUGAAUUGUUUGUUUUCUGGUAGGGUUGAAUUUAUUCACAUCCUUCAGAAGUGUCGAUGUAAAGACAAAGAAGGAAAUGUUUGCUCACUUUGAUGUCCUUCCCACACAGUGCCUGUGCUAAAAACAUGUAUUUUGGAGAUGCAUCUUAUCCCUAUUUAGAAUGUGCCCUGUUGACAAGAUUCGCUCUAGUAGAUUAAAAAAAAAGCCAUAUCAGAAUUAGAGAAAUGAUUCUACAAUUUUCCCUGGCUGACUCAUGUCAGAGGCAAUGCUUCAUUUAAACUAAAGAUGCCAUGUUUUGUGCCGUGUUGGUAGCAACAUUUAUGUAAUUGAGAAAGCUUCUUAUUGUGCUGAUAUCAGUAAGAAAAUGCAUGUAGAGAUGUAUCUAAUCAGAAAGUUGGAUCCUUCAAUACUUAAGAUGUCACAGAAAGGGCCGCUGACUUAGACUUAAUGACAGAUUAUCAUGUGAAACUUUACACCUCAUUUUGAUUAAUGAUGGUUCCCUGCAUCAACACUGCCUUCCUGGUUCCACAAGUAUCAUUUAUCAAUACGGCAUCUCUGUGGAGAUGUUCCUCUACAGCACUGCUUGUUAGAGUACAGUCAGCCAAGAAGGACAAAAGAACAAUUGUUAAUUAUCCCCUCAUUCUAUAGAUUGCUAUUGAUUAGAAAUUGGCAGGAUGUAAGGUUAUGUUGCUGUUGGGAUGUCUCUGAUGCUCACUGUCUUUGGAUUUUCUUGUUGAAAUUUUCCAUCUUUUCCAAAUGGUUUGUGGUUUAUAAAUAUUAAAAGUUUAGGCCCCAGAAGUUUAUCAUGGACAUCUCUCUCUUUACAUUCAAGGCUACACCAGAAUAUCUCCUUUCCUAGGAGUAAGUCUCCUUCCCUAAGAGUAAGAUCUUGUCCACCAGGAUGAAAUGAAGGGACACAUCCUAAAUUAGAUGCGUAUCCUCCUUCAAGCUACUCACCUAUUAGAAGCUGCCUAGAGUCUAUGUAAUCUCAUGAAUCUACUGUAAAAAGGACAUUUCACUGAAAACCUAACUUAUCCCAAAUUAUGUUUCCUACCAGUCACCAGGAAACUCAUGACAGAUACUGCUCCCUUCUCCCAAACAUUACAUUGUCAGUUGUAGAAUAAGAACCUAUCUAUGUAUUAACUAUAGAAGUGCCACCUACCUCUCAGGGGCAUGGCCCUGUUUUCCCUAAUCAUAAUUAACUUUUAGAACUCUGUGUCCAAAGAGCUCCUUCAUGACACUGGCAGUCUCAAUCAGCUGUGAACUAGAGCCCACCUUGUAACCAUCCACUUCCAUAUGAAGACUCCUAAGUAUCCAUGUGUAUCUUUUGUAGUAUUACUAUAUAAAGUUAGCAGGACGACCCUUCUCUUUAGGGCAUACUACUGUCAGAACUGCAAGAUGUGAAUGAAGAUCUUAUGGCUUAGAAUGUGUCUCUGAAAGAAAUGCCUCCUGAAAAAACUAAAGAGUUCUGGCUUCUUUUUUUCUUUUCAUAAUGGCCAGUAGAAAAUUGUCCACCCAGUUCAAAGCAUAGAAGAAAAUAGUUAGCAAGGUUCUCCACCAACCAUUCCGACUCUUGUUUCCUUAGAUGCUCCCACGAUACUUAAUGUGAAUAGUCUGUUAAUAUUGCUGUAAAGUAUUAUAUGAUUUGAAGACAGACAUGUCAUUUUAUUAGACUCCAUCAAUCUAUAAUAUAUUAGACUGAUUCUUUAUCUCAAAUGCUAUGAGUUUGUAUAAUAUAUCUUGACAAAUUUUAUUACUGUGUUAUGUAACAAAUGUGUAUUUUUGUACCUUGCAGAAACUGCUGCUAACUUUUAAAUUGUUUGGUUUUCAAGGCACUGAUAAUGGGCAUGUACAAAGUCCAUGCUGUCUGUUAAAUAAAAUGUCAUCCUGCA